Molecule: messenger RNA, 3844 nt
Organism: Ictalurus furcatus (blue catfish)
Lineage: Eukaryota; Metazoa; Chordata; Actinopteri; Siluriformes; Ictaluridae
Gene: get3
Product: guided entry of tail-anchored proteins factor 3, ATPase
Exons: 7
Coding region: 17-1042 (341 amino acids)
Biological process (GO): post-translational protein targeting to endoplasmic reticulum membrane
Cellular component (GO): GET complex
Molecular function (GO): ATP binding; ATP hydrolysis activity
Source: RefSeq, a predicted model, not a curated record
CUGUAUCGUUUACAAGAUGGCGGCUUCGGUGGAAGACGAAUUUGAAGAUGCACCUGAUGUAGAGCCUCUAGAGCCGACGUUAAAAAACAUAAUAGAGCAGAAAUCUCUGAAGUGGAUUUUUGUAGGUGGAAAAGGCGGUGUUGGAAAAACGACAUGCAGCUGCAGUUUGGCCGUGCAGUUGUCCACGGUGAGGGAGAGCGUCCUCAUCAUCUCCACCGACCCGGCACACAACAUCUCGGACGCCUUCGACCAGAAGUUCUCCAAAGUUCCCACCAAAGUGAAAGGCUAUGAUAACCUCUUCGCCAUGGAGAUUGACCCGAGUCUGGGCGUGGCUGAACUGCCGGAUGAGUUCUUCGAAGAGGACAAUAUGCUGAGUAUGGGGAAGAAGAUGAUGCAAGAGGCCAUGAGCGCUUUCCCCGGCAUCGACGAGGCCAUGAGCUACGCCGAGGUCAUGAGGUUAGUAAAAGGGAUGAACUUCUCCGUGGUGGUGUUUGACACGGCUCCUACAGGCCACACGCUGCGCCUGCUCAACUUCCCCACCAUCGUGGAGCGGGGCCUGGGCCGCCUCAUGCAGAUCAAGAACCAGAUCAGCCCCUUCAUCUCUCAGAUGUGUAACAUGCUGGGGCUGGGCGACAUGAACGCGGAUCAGCUGGCUUCCAAACUGGAGGAGACGCUUCCCGUUAUCCGCUCCGUCAGCGAGCAGUUUAAAGAUCCGGAGCAGACGACGUUCAUCUGCGUGUGCAUCGCCGAGUUCCUGUCCCUGUACGAGACCGAGCGGCUGAUCCAGGAGCUGGCCAAGUGCCACAUCGACACGCACAACAUCAUCGUCAACCAGCUGGUGUUUCCCGACGCCGAGAGACCCUGCAAGAUGUGCGAGGCCAGACACAAGAUCCAGUCCAAGUACCUGGACCAGAUGGAGGACCUGUAUGAGGAUUUCCACAUAGUCAAACUGCCUCUACUUCCUCACGAGGUACGAGGAGCAGACAAAGUCAACACGUUUUCCAAACUGCUCCUGGAGCCCUACAAUCCCCCCAACAAAUGACUUAUCUUCCCUUAAACACACACACACACACACACACACACACACACACAUCUACACAGCCUUCCGCCGCUGCCCGCUGGUUCAUUAACCCUCUCAGACCCCACAGCAACACAUCCUCAUCGACACGCUCAUCAUCGUCAGAUCUGGAAAGCUUCAUAGUGAUAAAGGCUUGCAACACUACAUACACCCGUGUCUCUAUAUGAGCGUUUUUCCCUCUCUCUCUAUCACUCUCUCUCCAUCACACACUCUCUCUCUCUCUCUCUGCCUCAUUUCUCACACAGAGGCUGUUUUAUUUUACUCACAGAAAUUCCUUAUUCUAAUCCGUUAAACAGCACAGAGUGAUUUUAUUUUAUUGUGUGAUAGUGAAUUACGUGUAAAAGGGUAUAAAAACUGCUUGAAAGCUGAUGAAGAAAAAAAAAAACAAAACCGCGUCUGAUCUCUGACUAAGAAUGUACUUGAUGUAUUGAAACUGACCGCCCUUCGAGUCAGUGUCUCAAAAUCGUCAUCAGAAGUGUACGAUCUCUCGGCACCGCCAUGUUUUUCUUUAACCCUGACGAUAGGUUCGGGGGAACGCUUGCUUUUAACGCUGUACGUCAGAUGGUGUAAUGAACUCUGCCUAAUGCUUGUUUGUGUCCUGGCAAAAUCAUCCAGAACAAAAGUCCGAGAAAAAUACCAUUUCCAGUUUAUGCUGAAUAUUAAGGUGUAAUAAUAUUACCAGCUGAAUGGUGUGUUUUUUUUUUAAAAAAAAAAAAAAAAGAAAGAAGAUAUUGUCACUGUAGUGAGCAGAAGAGCACGGGUUAAAAAAAAACAAACAAAAAAUACCUUGUUUUUUAACCCCGUCCUUUUUUCCUCUUUUGAGACCAUUUUUGGUAAAUUUCUUUCCCUAACAAAUAUUUUUUUUUGUCCAUAACAAAUAUUUAACAUCAGUUUAUUAUUAUACGGUGUGUAAUAUUUGUAAUCUCUGCAUGAGUUGAGAGCACCAAAGGGGUAAAAGGGGCGGUUCUUCCAGGAAGUGUCAGCAGCCACCCCCCCAAAGUACCUGUGCAGAUCAUUCCAGAUUCACGUGUGUCGUACUAGUGUGCUUUACGGAGAGCUCCAGGGCCAGAGCGCACUUCUUUCUGCACACCUUUCUGGGUACUUUUCUAUUGAUCUUUUCCCUUCACAAUGAUGAGUCAGAAGCCAGUUCUGCUGAAUGGGCGGCGUUUAUUCCGGUCGGUUUUACUUCCACAAACAAAAAAUUUUGCUUUAAAAAAAGGGAAACUCUCAGCCCUGAUCCCCACCCCAAACUACACUACCCAUAAUGCAAUGCCCCCAAAGAAUAACCUUUUACUCUCUACCGUUAGCGUACGCUAAUGUUUUUAUGGCACACCUACUCAAAAUGCGUAAAGGUCGGCAGGUCUGACGAGGUAGUAUAGUCGGUGAUGAACAUCGCCGGAUAUUGUAGCAGUGUAAUAUGGCGUAGGGACGAUAAUCUCGUUAUCUUGCACAAACCUUGCGGUGGCUGUAUGCGAGUAAUAAUCAUCUGCGUUGGGUUCUGCCGUUUGCGAUCUUGAUCUCCGCAACCUCCUCAGAUCACUGUUUACUUUGUCAUGCACAAUCAUCAGAAGCUGUUAAAGAAGGUAUUCCACUGCUGGUCAACACGGCCCCCUUGUGUUUACUUUACAUGAAUCUCACUUUACAGUAAUGAUGAAGCAGGCAGGGUUAUGCUAGGAGAAGCUACAUCUCAUCGCUAUACUUUGCCGUAAACCUCUUUGCAAACCUUGUGUUUUACUUCAUGGGAUAUAUAUAUUUUUUGUUGGUUUGUUACAGUUUCCUCCCAGUGAAAGAUUUUCUAUUUGUAAUUAUUGUGUACACACUGUGUAAUUACAAGAGUUAAUUAUACAGAAUAACACUGACAGUAUUUCUGUUUUUUUUUUUUUUUUGCGUAUGGUUUCAGCAGGAUGUUUCUCUGAAUUCUAAUGAAGCACAUAGUAAAGGAACAUGUUUUACCUUCCCCCGCUCCUCUCUCUCCGUUUAAGUGCUGUUUCAAUAAAUUUAACAAUAUGCAGUAUAUCUGAACACAACAAGCAUUAAUUAUCCAUCACCUCUCUGUCUUACGUUGGUUUAAAAAUAAUAUUUCCCCCACCACAAUAACAGUGUUAAUCUACAGUAUUAUAUCAAAGCUACUGAAUGUUAUUUUCGAGUCGGUGAGAAUGUUCCGGUUAGCGUUCAUUCUGCGUUAGCCAGGUUUUUAUAUAUUUACAUACGUGAACAGGUGCGUCUCGAAAAAAUUUGAAUAUCGUGGAAAAGUUCGUUUUUUUCCCCCCCUAUUAUUUAAUUCAAAAAGUGCGACUUUCAUAUAUUCUAGAUUCGUUACACAUGAAGUGAAAUAUUUCGAGGCUUUUUUUCCAGUUUGAGUCUCGAUGAUUACGGCGUACAGCGAAUGGAAAUCUAAAAUCCAGUAUCUCAAGAUAUUUGAAUAAAGAAUUUAUAAUACAGAAAUGUCGACCGGAUGAAAAGUGUGUUAAUUUACGCACUCGAUACUCGGACGGGGAUUUAAUGCUUUUGCAGGAAUUACUGCAUCAGUGCGGCGUGGCGUGGAGGCGAUCAGCCUGUGGCACUGCUGAGGUGUUCUGGAAGCCCAGCUUACUUUGAUAGCGGACUUCAGCUCGUCUGUAUCGUCGGGUCUGGUGUCUCUCGUAGAUUCUCUAUGGGGUUCGGGUCAGGAGAGUCGGCUGGGCGAUCAAGCACAGUAAUACCACGGUCAGUAAACCGGUUACUAGAAGUUUUGGCACUGUGGACAGGUGCCGAGUCCUGCUGGAA